This is a messenger RNA of Trypanosoma conorhini, 1101 nucleotides long. RefSeq lists its product as uncharacterized. NCBI's taxonomy places the organism in Eukaryota, Euglenozoa, Kinetoplastea, Trypanosomatida, Trypanosomatidae. Gene Ontology annotation, biological process: mitochondrial respiratory chain complex I assembly. The record is from RefSeq and is a predicted model, not a curated record. The transcript has a single exon. The coding region runs from base 1 to 1101 and encodes 366 amino acids. Gene Ontology annotation, cellular component: mitochondrial inner membrane.
AUGCGGCGGUCGCUGUGGCGCCGGGCGGGGUCGACCGUCGACUGGCGGUCGCGGGCCCGUCGCGGGCUGCAGCGGUUCGUGCGCCGCUACGUCCCCGACCCCCGCGACGACCCCCUCACGGAGGCCCCGAUGAACGCGGAGGCGUACGGGCGGACGAACCUGCAGCAGGAGGGCGGCGUCCGCGUCGGCAUCCGCCCCGGCCAGCCCAUCGAGGACUACAUGGCAGAGCGGGACCGCAGAUGGCUGGAGGAGCAGCGGCGCACCACGGCGCGGCUCGCGGCGGAGCAGCGGCUGCCCACAACGAGCGACGGGCAGCUCUUCAGCGGCGGCGGCACGCGGGCCUCGUACAUGGACGUGGCGGCGGCGAACAGGCUGGUGAAGACGCCCACGCCGGCCGACUACGAGGCGGACGAGGAGCUGGUGCUGAUGCGGCGCCAGCUGCAGGUGGAGAACGAGGCGGAGUACCGCCGCUUCGCCGCGGAGCAGAAGCGGGCGGAGCUGACGGCGGCGGAGACGCAGAAGCGGCGGCGGCCGCACCCGAGCGACCCGGGCUACGACCCCUUCCGCAUCACGCCGGGCUACCGCCCGCAGGACUCCGUCGCCCUCGCGCAGUGGCUGAAGCGGCAGCGGGAGUCAGGCAGGACGGCGAGCGGGCUCUCGCUGCAGACGCGGGAGGGGCAGGAGCGGUACUACAACGAGGAGAAGAUGGCCACGCAGUUCCACGCCAACCCUUUCGCGGCGCGGGUGGAGGAGCCGCGGGGGCUCUCCAAGAUGCGGGUGACGGCGUACUCGCCCGACAGCGUCUUCGUCAACGACAAGGAGGUGAUCGGCUCCUGCAUCGUCACGGACAAGGCCUACUACCACUGGAACGUCAGCAGCUUCGAGGAGGUCAACGCACGCACGCUGGCGCUGCUCCUCCACCUCUACCCCGUCCCCGACGUCGUCUUCCUCGGCACCGGCCGCAACCUGCACUUCAUCGACGAGGACCUCCGCAUCGCGUUCCAGCGACGCGGCUCCGUCAUCCACUGCCUCACCACCCCGCAGGCCUGCGGGCACUUUGGGGUGCAGCUCUCCAUCUCCCGCCGCGCGCGCUCGCAGUGA